Messenger RNA from Fundulus heteroclitus (mummichog), 1212 nucleotides. Its product is annotated as stonustoxin subunit beta. Gene Ontology annotation, molecular function: protein binding. The transcript has 5 exons. Lineage: Eukaryota; Metazoa; Chordata; Actinopteri; Cyprinodontiformes; Fundulidae. The record is from RefSeq and is a predicted model, not a curated record. The coding region runs from base 223 to 954 and encodes 243 amino acids.
CGCCUUUCCUUUUCCCAUUGGUAAGAACAGGUAUGCUUAUGUCUGUGUCUCUACCAGCCUAACAUCUGCAUGACGUUAAAGGUAUAUAUGGGCAGCACUAAGCUGAUGCAGAGUCUAUCCAGAGGAAACUCAUCAUCAUCAUCAUCAUCAGAGAGACGAAUCCUCUCUUAGUCAUAGACAGGCUCCUGCAGAAACCUUAAGAAGUACAUCCUCUGGGUCAAGAUGCCGACCACCAACAGAAUCAUCUCCGAAUCCUCGCUGAAAAAGUCAGACAGAGUUUCUUCAGCAAAUAAAACCAAAGCUGGAAACGCACUUACAGUGAAGGUCCCGGUCUACGAGCCAAAUCUUCCCGAACCAAAAUGCCGGGCCGAUCUCACCAAACACUGGAUUGACCUUUCAUUGGAUGACAGAACAGCCAAUAAGGCGCUGUGGAUCACAGAAGGCGGGGCUAAAGUCGCCCGUAUGACUGACAGCAUCACUUGUCCUGUCUUGGACAGACCAGAGAGAUUUGAGUCCACACCACAGGUUCUUUGCAAAGAGGGCAUCCUGGGUUUCCGAGGCUACUGGGAGGUGGAAUCCUCUGGAUGGGUCGUGAUCGGUGCUGCGUCUGAACAGGCGCCAAGGAGGAACCGGGAAGGGCCCUGUGGCUUUGGAGAGAACGAGGAAUCCUGGGGCCUUGAAUGGAGCGGCUCCUGCUAUCAAGUCUGGCAGAAUGGGCAAAAGAAAGAGAUCGAGGGGGUUCCUCAUCACUCCACAAUAGGCGUAUAUGUUGAUCAGCCUGCUGGUUUACUCAGCUUCUAUGCCGUCAAAGAGGUAGAAGAGGGAGAGGAAGGUACGGCCAGUAAGGAGGUUAAACUUUUGCACCAGAUCAAGAGCUCCUUUGAACAGAAAUUGCUGCCAGGUUUCUGGGUGGGGAACCACUCUUACUGUCUGAUCCUAAAAAAGGAGGAAUAGAGGACCAGACUGACAUUAGAUAACCAGAUGUAAUGAGGAAUAAAACUGAAUUCUGCUGCAUGAAUCCUAUGGAGAUGUAUAGCAAGUAGGAAGACAGCUUAAGCAAAUACAGCACAACUCGGCCCACCAAUAAGGACAUUUAAUAUGCGUGGUCCAAAUGCACAUUAAAGCAAAUAGAAUAUAUAUGAUAGCCUACAUAUAUAUUUAUAUAAUUGCCACUGUAUAUAAAUUGUCUUUGAGGGACGCUUCCAGUUGAAG